Messenger RNA from Onthophagus taurus, 712 nucleotides. Lineage: Eukaryota; Metazoa; Arthropoda; Insecta; Coleoptera; Scarabaeidae. The record is from RefSeq and is a predicted model, not a curated record.
UAAUUAAUUUUUGUUACAAAAUUUUUUUUAGAUGCAUUUAUCACUAUCAUCUGGAGAUACAACAUACCAUUUACAAGAUGUACAAGCAUUAAAAGGUUCAAUAGCAAAAGAAAUAGAAAGUCUUGACGCAAUAAGUCAAGCAAUAGCUACACUUCCAGUUGAUGAUUCGUCAAAGUUACAAAUGUUACAAUAUUCAAUUAGAAGAUCUAUAACGCAUUAUGUAAAAGACUUCGUCCUAACACUGCCGGCCGUCCCUACGUUGGAAGAAUUAGAAAAAGCAAAACAAAACCGAUAUACUCUAUUAGAAGACGCCGAACGACACUCAACUGUUAAUAUAAGAAAAGUUACAGUAACAACCGGGUGGUCACCUUCUAAUGUAAACGAAACUAUUCCAGAUGAAGAAGAAGAUCCGUUGUUACAGCAAAUGAAUAUAGUAAGGAGUUAUAUUGAUCAGGCUAGAAAAGCUAAUCGAUUCGAGGAGGUAGCUUCAUUAGAGGAGAAUUUAAAGUUGUUGAAAGAGUCUUAUAGGAAGCAGGAAAGGCAAGAUUAAUGAUGUAAAAUAUAGUUAUUUGUCUAAAUUUUAGGUUAUACAUAUUUACCUACUUUUUAGUGGAAUUGUCAGUGUUUAUUAUUAUAAAUAUUCGAGUCAACUGCAUAUAUGAUGCAGUAAAUUUACUUUCAGUUAAGUAAAUAAAGUCAUUUUCCUAAUUAA